This is a messenger RNA of Tetrahymena thermophila SB210, 1695 nucleotides long. RefSeq lists its product as hypothetical. The record is from RefSeq and is a predicted model, not a curated record. The transcript has 6 exons. Lineage: Eukaryota; Ciliophora; Oligohymenophorea; Hymenostomatida; Tetrahymenidae.
UAAUAACUAACUACAAAAUAUAAUUGCCAAAUAUUAUAUCAACAGAUAAACUUAAAAAAAGCAUUUGUUUAUUACUCUAUUUACAUAAAUAGGAUUUAUCUUAAAUUAAUCAAAAUUAAAUAAAACUUAAGCUAGGCAAGAAAAAUGAUAGACAUAAUUAAUUAAGAUCAAACACAUCCCUUUAAGCGCAGAAUCCAAAAUGAAGUCAAAAAGUAUUCUAAUAUAAAUGUUAUUAUGCAGAGAUUAGAAGUUUAAGGAUAUCUUGAUGAACUUUUUAAUCUGCUAACAAAAAUUAAAGAUUGUGAAGACAAGUUCACAAUUAGUGAACUUAAAAAGAUUCAGUCUCAAAGAAAUGAAAAUGAUCAGCAGUUCGACUUUAACGAGUAGUACAAUAACAAUUGCUAGAUUUUUACUCAAAAUCUAUAAUUAAUAAUUUAAUUAAUAGUUCAUGAUGUAUGGUAAAAGAAAUCACAGUACAGUAUAGUAAAUUCUCCUAUGAGAAACAAAAGUUCUCACAAAAAAGAAAAUUUCAAAAACUCAAUAAUCUUAUCAAAUGUUCCUUAAGUUAACAUGUUUAAUCCUGGAUCAAGCAUAAAUCUUGAUAAUAAUCAACAGAUUACUCAGCCAAAUACACAAAGAAUACUCACCUAGACAGAUAUGAAUUCAUCACAAAUAUUGACAAAUACUUCUCAAGUAUUCAGCAAUAACAACACAAAUACAAAUGCAAGCAACGAUAAAAAAUUGUAAAUUUCAUAACUUCAAACAAGCUAGUAUCUAAAAAAGAGUGCUGUAAUUGAGAAAGAUAGACACACUCCAAGUUUUAAUAGCAAAUAAUAAAUAUAUUUUUAGCAUCAUUAAGGGGCAAAUUUGGGAGAUUCAUAAAAAGUAAAAGUGAAUGAAAGUGCAAGUAGCUAACUAAAUAACUCAAGUUAAAAUAUUCAAAAUUAAAAUUAGUCAAAAUAACUUAAUACACAAACAAAUUUAAACAAUUUGGUUAAUUCAUCAUCUCAAUCUUCCUUAGCUAAUACAAAAGGAUUAUAGUAAACACAAACUCUUACUCAUAGUUCAUCUUAUUAAAAUUUGUCAAGUAGUAAGAAUAACUUAAAUAAUUCAUUCAAUAACAGCAGAUAAUCUUCAUUACUAAAACCAAGCAGUAGCAAUAUUAAUUAAAUUUCGAGCUCUAUAAAUUAAAGUAAUUAGUACCUAAACACUACUACAAAUACCAGCUAAAGUUCUAAUUAUCCUCAAAAAUCAUAUUUAUAAUCACACCCGCCACUUCCUCAUUCUUCAUCUUCAACUAGCUUUAUCAAUAAUAAUACUAAUAAUAGAGGAUAAAUAAAUUAAAAUACUAUUUCAUCUCAUUUAAAUAACUCUAUAUUAAGAGAAGAUAAGAGAAAUAAUAUUAACACAUCCACUAUUGACUCCGCUCGAGACUCAAUUAAAAGAUAAAGUAUAACCAACUCUUCUAUUUUAAAGCCCCACUAUUUCAGCAAUGCAGAUUACGGUAAAUGCAAUACCUAAAGGUCUUUGUCAUCAUAUAACAAUAGUCGUGAAAUAAAUUAAUAAAUGCAAACUUCAAGGGACAUAAAUUCAUCUAUACUCUCUGCUAGCAUAUAAAUUACUAAUGAUAAUAAAAGCAAAGAAAAUUACAAGCCACUAUAAAAUACUAACAGAUUAAAUACUUAUGUGAAUUGA